CUUCGACUGCAACCCACUUCCCGAUCUUCGACAACUCCGCGCACACCGUCCCUGACAAGGCAGCGACAUUGCCUUCGCAGCCACCUCGAGAGGCACCCAUCGCCAUCCCACUCCUGACCCGACCGUCGAUACCCUCCCUCGUCACCGCUCCCUAGAUACCGCAGCUGCCGCGUGAGAUACCAUGGCGGAUUCCAACGCCCCCAAGCCGAGCAGCAGCGUCAAGCUCGUGCUCCUAGGCGAAGCUGCAGUGGGAAAGUCAUCUUUGGUUCUCCGGUUCGUCAACAAUGACUUUCAGGAGAACAAGGAGCCCACUAUCGGUGCGGCCUUUUUAACCCAGAAGUGCAACCUUCCCACACGGACGAUCAAGUUCGAGAUCUGGGAUACGGCCGGCCAAGAGCGAUUCGCCUCCCUCGCCCCCAUGUAUUACCGCAACGCCCAGGCAGCUCUCGUCGUCUACGAUCUCACUAAGCCCACCUCGCUCAUCAAGGCGAAACACUGGGUCGCCGAGCUGCAACGGCAAGCAUCGCCGGGCAUCGUCAUUGCCCUCGUCGGCAACAAGCUGGACCUGGCAGGAGAGUCAGCGGCCGCUGAUGGAGACGACGCUGACGACGGCGAGGCAUCCGGCGAUGCUCGUAAAGUGUCAACCGAGGAAGCGCAGGCCUACGCCGAGGAAGAGAGCCUUCUCUUCUUCGAGACUAGCGCCAAGACGGGCCACAACGUCUCCGAAGUAUUCACAGCGAUCGCAAACGCGAUUCCGGAGACGUCGCUGAAAUCUGCAAGGGGUGCUGCUGCAUCGGGGGCCGGCAGCAACCGUGCGGGAGAGGAGCAAAGGGUCAACCUGGGCAACCCAAGAGAGGCGGGCGCCAAGGAUGGCUGCGCAUGCUAAGAGGGAUGAGUGCUGUUGUCUGUCGCCUGCGGCUUCGGCACGAUCCCGGGCUGUGCUUCCUGUUCCUGGUCCUGUUGGCUGCUUGAGUGUGUCUGGUUCCGAGGCGUGCAAUUCGGGAGUCAAUAUUGCGUUUCUGGGAGUCAUUGCACUUUUUCUCCUCGUCGUUCUACCUCCUUGAUACGCUUAUUCUUAGAAAUGAAGGCAGUUUCAAGCUGAGACGGGACUGUGCCAUCGUUGCGCCGCGACGGACGAGCUUCGAGCACGCCACAUGGAAGCGACGUGGCGGCCAUUUCCCGCCUUUUCGGUGCUUCAACUAGUAAUUUCUCACCUUAAUUCCCAAUUAUUCACAUGA
Purpureocillium takamizusanense is the source of this 1238-nucleotide messenger RNA. RefSeq names its product Vacuolar protein sorting-associated protein 21 (gene VPS21). Gene Ontology annotation, molecular function: GTP binding; GTPase activity. NCBI's taxonomy places the organism in Eukaryota, Fungi, Ascomycota, Sordariomycetes, Hypocreales, Ophiocordycipitaceae. The record is from RefSeq and is a predicted model, not a curated record. The transcript is spliced from 3 exons. Bases 182 to 886 code for a protein of 234 amino acids.